Molecule: messenger RNA, 2785 nt
Organism: Fopius arisanus
Lineage: Eukaryota; Metazoa; Arthropoda; Insecta; Hymenoptera; Braconidae
Product: gamma-tubulin complex component 2
Exons: 5
Coding region: 243-2762 (839 amino acids)
Biological process (GO): spindle assembly; mitotic cell cycle; cytoplasmic microtubule organization
Cellular component (GO): spindle pole; gamma-tubulin complex; equatorial microtubule organizing center
Molecular function (GO): microtubule minus-end binding; gamma-tubulin binding
Source: RefSeq, a predicted model, not a curated record
UCUCUCAGGUCUUCAGUCUGUGCUCGAAUGAGUAUUUAACUCUGUCAGUGCAACAACAACUCUAAUUUGAAAUUAAAAAAGGAUAAACAACCGGUAAACAAGUUAAAAAACAGCUCCUUAAAGGUCCUCCCUUCAAAACAUUAUCCCGAAGAUGCCAUCAUAACGAAAGAAAAAUCUAUUGAGUGCCAUAACCAGAAUGUUCAAAUAAUAUCAACGAACAGUGUAAAAAAAACGUUACAAAAAUGAGUGAAUUUCGUUUGCAUGCAUUAAUAACAGAGCUGACAGCUCUCCUGGGUUCAUCAAGUGCCCCAGAAACAUUGGUUAAUGACGUGGAACAGGGGAUCGCUGUGCCUGAAAGUCUCCCCUCGAAGUCCUGCCUGAAAUACCUGGAAAAACAUGCCCAGAGCCCUCAGCAGUUCAUCAAGAAGUUCGAGGAGCUCAGAGAGAAGAAAGUGGACAGACUGGGGUCAUUCCUGCAGGUGAUACACUUCAUAGCUUCUGACAAGCAUCUGAAGGAGUACUUGAGUAAGCACUGCAGGCCAGUGGAGAGUAGACUCUCGACUUGUGAUAAAAUAACUGCAGAAGAUCUCCCUCAAAUCCAGAAGAAUGUGAUGAAGGCUGCUGUCGAGGGUGAGAGAAAACUCAUCAAACAAGCCAAUGCCUUGAGCAAGAGAGGAGGUGAUCCUGACCUGGCGAGACACAAUUGGGUGACCGAGAGGCCCAGGAUAUCCUGGGACUUUCACUCAGAGUCCUUGAAUCCUUAUCAGAAGGUCGUCCCUGCAGUCUCCCAGGAAGCGAUCCUCUUGUGGGAUCUUCUGCACUGCCUCAAAGGCAUGAAUGGCUCCUACAUCGUAGCCGAACCUCUCACUGGCCCCUACGAUGUCAAGAGUUUUGUCAUUUCCGCGGAUGUCGGGACAUCUUAUAAACAAUUGGCUCAGCAGAUUCUUCCUCUCGCCAGUUAUUAUUCUAUGACUGUCAGAUUUGUCGAGGAGAAAGUCCACGCCGAUGAUGGACAGGUGAAUCACGCCCUGCGAGGUGCCCUCAGUUGUUUACUCAAGGACUACCUCCUCUUCAUCGUUCAACUGGAGAUGGAACACAGACGAGGUAAAUUGAAUCUUCAGAAACUCUGGUUCUAUAUUCAACCGACAAUGGCAACCAUGUCCAUUCUCUCUCAAAUCACCUGCACCAUCUGCAAGGCCAGAGCACGAGGGGGAAAAGUUUUGUCGUUGCUCUACGAACAAGUCAGCAAUAUGAGUGGCGAAGCCAAGUGCAAGGAGCUCUGUCUUUUUCUCAUCCAAUCAGCCAGUGUUCCCUACAUGCAGAUCCUUGAGAAGUGGGUCUACAAGGGGGUAAUCUGCGAUCCCUACCAGGAGUUCCUCGUCGAGGAUAACGAAAUUAUCCAGAGGGAAGACCUGCCUGUCGAUUAUUCUGCUGACUACUGGGAGAAACGGUACACCAUGCGGUCAGAGAGAAUUCCAGUAUUUCUAAAUGAACAUGCUCACACUAUUCUGAGAACUGGAAAAUACUUCAAUGUUAUCAGGCAGUGUGGAAAGACUGUGCAAUGGAGAAAGCAAGAACCACUAGUUUAUAGGUACAGAGAUCAAAAAUACAUAUCAGCCAUCGAUGGAGCAUAUUCAGAAGCUGCCAGGACUCUCCUAGAAGUUCUAAUUCAUGAGAACGAUCUCAUGGGAAGACUGAAGAGCGUGAAGAAUUAUUUCCUCCUCGCCCAGGGCGACUUCGUCGUUCAAUUUCUCAAUCUCUGUGAAGCGGAAUUGAGUAAAAACAUGUAUGACAUCGUUAUCCACCGGCUGGCGUCCCUCCUGGAGGUCGCCCUGAGGACCUCGACAGCUGAUUCAGAUCCCUACAAGGACGAUCUCAAGCCUGAGCUUUUACCCUUCGACCUCGAGUAUCAGAUGUUCAGGAUUCUGUCGAUUCAGACGAGCGAUGAGAGGGAGUACUGCGCUCAGACUGGCAAGACACUCACUGGGAUGGAGGCUUUCUCCUUUAAUUACGAUGUCAAGUGGCCUGUCUCAUUGAUUAUCAACAAGAGAGCCAUCGCCUGCUAUCAGAUGCUCUUCAGGCAUUUGUUCUAUUGCAAACACGUCGAGAGACUGUUGUGCAGGGUUUGGAUGAGCAAUAAAAUAGCCAAAACUUUCACUCAUGAUGUUGCUAUGGCUUACAGACAGGCAUUCUCCUUGAGACAGAGGAUGCUCGACUGCGUUCAACAUUUGGAGUAUUAUAUGAUGGUCGAGGUUAUUGAACCUAAUUGGCUGACGUUUAUUAAUAAGAUGAAUAAGGUGACCAACGUUGAUGAUGUCCUCAGCGUCCAUCAGGAUCUUCAGGACAGUUACUUGAAAGAGUGCAUGCUGACAGAUCCCGAAUUAUUAUCCUGCAUCACUGGCAUUUGUGGGGCUUGCAUGCAAUUCUGUGACUUCAUGCAGCGUAUGAGCCGAUAUUACAUUGACGCUGAACUGACAUCCAUGAUCGACGAACACCACGAAGAACACUAUGAACACGAGGACCACAAGACAAAGCCCAGCAGCACAGGUGGCAGCUUUGAGGAAACGAUUGAAUCGCUGGACGCCAAAUUCACAGAAGUAUUAACUCGAUUAUUGAAUAGAAUCUGUGAUCUAGGCUGUGACAACAACAAUGAGAAGCUAUUGAACGUACUAUGCAGAUUGGACUUCAAUCUCUUUUACACUGAUAUCCUGGUCCGACGAAAUGCGGAAAAGACAACUCAUCCCCAGGACGUCUCGGGCUAAUGUCACAAAUGUUAAACAACAAA